Molecule: messenger RNA, 2694 nt
Organism: Homo sapiens (human)
Lineage: Eukaryota; Metazoa; Chordata; Mammalia; Primates; Hominidae
Gene: UBE2D2
Product: ubiquitin conjugating enzyme E2 D2
Exons: 8
Coding region: 705-1061 (118 amino acids)
Biological process (GO): protein ubiquitination; protein K48-linked ubiquitination
Molecular function (GO): ubiquitin conjugating enzyme activity
Source: RefSeq, marked reviewed
GGCCCCACCCCGGCGGCGCAGCCCGCCCGCCCGCGCGUCCCUCGGUCCACCUGCAGCAGGGAGGAAGACAGGCAAUCCCUCCGGCUGUCCGACCAAGAGAGGCCGGCCGAGCCCGAGGCUUGGGCUUUUGCUUUCUGGCGGAGGGAUCUGCGGCGGUUUAGGAGGCGGCGCUGAUCCUGGGAGGAAGAGGCAGCUACGGCGGCGGCGGCGGUGGCGGCUAGGGCGGCGGCGAAUAAAGGGGCCGCCGCCGGGUGAUGCGGUGACCGCUGCGGCAGGCCCAGGAGCUGAGUGGGCCCCGGCCCUCAGCCCGUCCCGCCGGACCCGCUUUCCUCAACUCUCCAUCUUCUCCUGCCGACCGAGAUCGCCGAGGCGGCCUCAGGCUCCCUAGCCCCUUCCCCGUCCCUUCCCCGCCCCCGUCCCCGCCCCGGGGGCCGCCGCCACCCGCCUCCCACCAUGGCUCUGAAGAGAAUCCACAAGCUCCCUCCACAAAACCGCCUGAGCUCGGGCUGACAGAGGAAGCCGUUUUGCCCGAUCCACAAGUAUAUCCUGAGUUCACUUACCUCUUGGGUGGCAGCACACAUCGGUCCACCCUGCUUGUCCAGAAACUGUUAAGAGUUGGAAGUUCAGAAGAAAAAAAAAAGGAAUUGAAUGAUCUGGCACGGGACCCUCCAGCACAGUGUUCAGCAGGUCCUGUUGGAGAUGAUAUGUUCCAUUGGCAAGCUACAAUAAUGGGGCCAAAUGACAGUCCCUAUCAGGGUGGAGUAUUUUUCUUGACAAUUCAUUUCCCAACAGAUUACCCCUUCAAACCACCUAAGGUUGCAUUUACAACAAGAAUUUAUCAUCCAAAUAUUAACAGUAAUGGCAGCAUUUGUCUUGAUAUUCUACGAUCACAGUGGUCUCCAGCACUAACUAUUUCAAAAGUACUCUUGUCCAUCUGUUCUCUGUUGUGUGAUCCCAAUCCAGAUGAUCCUUUAGUGCCUGAGAUUGCUCGGAUCUACAAAACAGAUAGAGAAAAGUACAACAGAAUAGCUCGGGAAUGGACUCAGAAGUAUGCGAUGUAAUUAAAGAAAUUAUUGGAUAACCUCUACAAAUAAAGAUAGGGGAACUCUGAAAGAGAAAGUCCUUUUGAUUUCCAUUUGACUGCUUUCUAUGAGCCCACGCCUCAUCUUCCCCUGUGCACAUGUUUACCUGAUACAGCAGUGCUGCGUGUUGUACAUACUUGGAACAACAAACUAGAAAUACUGUACUUCUGUACCAACAUUGCCUCCUAGCAGAGAAGUGUGUGUGUGACAAGCCAGUUCUACAGGCAUUACCUAGGUGUGAGACUAAAAGCUUUUCUUAUUGACUUAAAUUUGGAUAACAGCAAGGUGUGAGGGGGGUGGUGGGUAUGGUGUGUGCUUGGAUGGGAAAGAAAAGGCUCCACUCACCUAUAGGAGAUUAUUUUUAAGUGGAAUCCAUUUAAACUCAAAACAGUUAUGAAAAGCAAGGUGAAGAACAUGAAGCUGUGUCUGUAUUCAUUUUAUUCCGAAGGAGCUACGUCUUAGGUGAAAGUUAUGACCAACCAGAUUAAACUCUACCCACAUCCUGCAUUUUAAGGUCUAAGUUUAACUGGUCAACAUUUAAAUGGAUUGGAGCUAUUAGUACAUCAAGUGUGAUGGGCUUUGUUCCCAACUCUUUUACAUCUCCCUACCCCUUCAACCUUUGGCCUUUCAGCCCUUCUUUCUCUCUUCCAUAUUCUUUGGUUUGUAUGUGGUUUCUCAGUUAAUACAUAGCUAAUAGCUCUUAUUUUUCUUAUGUUUUUAACCGCUUAGGUCUAUUUGGAUGUAAGGGUGAAAAUUCAUUUGAUGGAAAUACUUGUGUAUAUUUAAAGACCCAAUUGCUCCUCUGGAGCUUGUACUUUCAAGAAUGAUUAAUCUGUGUAAUAAACUGGUUACUACAGUCAUUACAUAUAAUUUUGUGUGAAUAGGCUUUUUCAUUUUUAAGAAGUUUGUCUAGCUGAGAUUAGUGGUGGAUUUUCUCCCACUUCUGAAAUGUUCAUUUAUACUGGUUGCAUUUUAAGAUCAUGAAACAAUUCCAGUUACAUUGUAAAAAGGAUAUCUUACGAGUAAUUUUAUUGAACAAGUUAGAGGCAUAAGCUUAAGAGCAUUUCCAUGAAACAACACAUGCAGCAUUCCAGGAACUUGAUUGUUAAAUUCAAUAAGAAAUUUGCUUUAUUAAUGAAACUAAGCUGCAUUUCAUCAAAACCUUGUGACAUUCCCUUGGUACAUAGGACAUAAAACACAGAGGCAUUGCUAUUUGGUAAGUUAAGCUUCUGUGAUUGUAAUUAUAAAAGAGCAACAUUGACCAAACCUGGGAAACAAGAGCACAGUCUUGUUUGGAGAGUCUACAUAAUUACUUUGCACUAACAUUUGCAGGAUGUUCACACAAUUUUAAAUUGUACUGUAUGUGGCUUUUUGAAGUCUUCCCUUGACCCUAGUAAAAUAUAGCUUGAAACUUGUAAACAACUGUGUUUGCCAGAAACAUCAUUCAUGUGAACUAGGCAAGUUACCUUUUUUCCCCCCUUCUUUUCCUAAUUGUAAACUAGGCCAACCUGAAAGCCAUGGCUGAUGCUCUAGCCAUCAGGUUCUUUCAAAUGCAUCUUUACACUCUUGCACAAAAGUUAAGGAAUAAAUGUCCACUGCUUUUGGUUUUAAA